Bolinopsis microptera is the source of this 2752-nucleotide messenger RNA. RefSeq names its product sodium/hydrogen exchanger 6-like. Gene Ontology annotation, biological process: potassium ion transmembrane transport; proton transmembrane transport; sodium ion import across plasma membrane. The coding region runs from base 270 to 2267 and encodes 665 amino acids. NCBI's taxonomy places the organism in Eukaryota, Metazoa, Ctenophora, Tentaculata, Lobata, Bolinopsidae. The transcript is spliced from 18 exons. Gene Ontology annotation, cellular component: plasma membrane; recycling endosome. The record is from RefSeq and is a predicted model, not a curated record. Gene Ontology annotation, molecular function: potassium:proton antiporter activity; sodium:proton antiporter activity.
GAAAAUGAGUGACUGGGUAAUGGUAUCAUUAGGUUCUGCAUUUUAGGGCUGCUGAGUGGAAGCUCUGAUUAUUCCUUUUAUGGUCAUGAUCAUUAACAGUAUAAUGCAAAAUCGAAAGUUCCUCUGUAGGGCUUUUGAUUUGAAUGAUGAUAGUGCUUACUGCUUACUUGAUUUAAGAUAUUGAUUGAUUAUAUUAUGAUUAAUUAUAUUAUGAUUAUAUUAUGAUUAAUUUGAUGCUUUUAUAGGUGUAGUGGCAUGUUGUUAUCCCCAUGUUGUUAGGGAACCCUUAUGAGGACAUUGAAGAAAAUGAAGGAGAUACGCACGCCAAGGUAGCAAAGAGAGUAACUAGUAUCACCUACAUAGUUAUAAUACUAUUACUUGUCCUGAAUGUGUGUACGAUAUGGAUCUUCAAGCAGAAGAGGAUACGGUACAUUCACGAGACAGGUCUCUCUCUUCUCUAUGGUGUUGUCGCGGGACUGAUAAUAAAGUUGGUGGGAGUGUCUAUCAGCGAGGUAAGAAGUCCCAGGAUCGGAACAUGUGACAAAGUUACCUACAACUUCUCAGAGGAGACCUUACCCUACUACAUCACAACAGAGUUUACGAACGGUUCGUCAAAAUUAAAGAGAUUGUACGCUUACUCGGACACUCUGAUGAACAAUGAAACAGCACUGGUUGUGAUCAACAAGUUAUCAGAAGCGUUACAAUUUGAUCCGGAGAUCUUCUUCUAUAUCUUGCUGCCACCUAUCAUCUUCUUUGCGGGAUAUGAUCUCAAAAAGAAACAUUUCUUCCGGAAUAUUGGAUCUAUCUUGAUGUUUGCAUUUGUUGGAACGACAAUCUCUGCGUUUGCUGUUGCAGCCAUUAUGUGGCUGUACUGUCAGACGGGAAUGGAAGCAGGGCUCAAAGAGGAGUUCAUAUUUUUCGAGUGUUUACUGUUUGGAGCUCUCAUAUCAGCCACUGAUCCAGUAACUGUACUGGCGUUAUUUUCUGAGCUGAACGUGGAUGUUGACCUGUACGCUCUUAUCUUUGGAGAGUCAGUAAUGAACGACGCUGUCGCUAUCGUCUUGUUCGAGUCAGUGCUAUCGUAUGCGCCCUACAGGAACGCUUCAUUUAGUGCCGUAGGAUUCUUAUCCUGUGUGGGACAAUUCUGUCUCACUUUCUUCGGCUCCUUCUUCAUCGGAACUGUCGUGGGUCUGAUAACAGCUAUGAUAACUAAGUUAACACGACUCUGUGAUUUCCCCGUUUUGGAGACAUCUCUCUUCACCCUGAUGAGUUACUCUUCCUUCCUUCUCUCUGAGGCUGCCGGUUUUACUGGUAUUGUGGGUAUCCUCUUCUGUGCGAUAACACAAGCGCACUACACCUCCCGUAAUCUCUCUGUGGAAUCAAAGCAGCGCGUGUUCGAACUGUUUGAAACACUGAACUUUCUGGCUGAGAACUUCGUGUUCUCCUACAUCGGGCUGUUCUUGUUCACGUACGAUGGUCACGAGUGGAGACCUGGGUUUAUUGUGUGCUCAUUCCUUGCUAUCGCUGUAGCCCGUCUAGUGAAUGUGUUCCCCCUAUCGGGACUACUAAACUUAAACCUCCGCCAGAAGAUACCCUGCAAGUUCCAACUCAUGAUGUGGUGGGCAGGGCUGAGAGGAGCGAUAGCGUUCGCGUUAGCAGCGGAGUACAGCGAAGGAGUUCCCAGGCGGAUAAUACUGACUACCACGCUGGUAAUAGUGCUGGCAACCGUCCUGAUCAAUGGAAGUACCACUACCACUGUACUGGAGCUCCUUAGAAUCAGGAUUGAUCCCCGAUUUGAACGAGUUGGAAUAGUGGAAGAUGCUGAGACUGAUCACAUAAUUAACCAGCUCGCUCAGAAACAAAUAGGAGAUGAAGAUUUGCACAGGCUUCAGGAACAAUCAGGUCUGGGUGAGAUGGGAUGGAGGUUCCUUAAAACAGACUACUCUUACCUGGUGCCUCUCUUCACUAUCGAGGGAUCUACAGCUGAAGACGCGUUUCCCUGGUGUGGGCCUGUAGCAAGAUGGCUGACUUCUGAAAGACGAGCUGAUCGUCAAGAAAGUCUGGGAGAUGACGACGUUUCAAUAUUAGAGGAAUAUAUUCCCGUAGAAGACACAGAAGCGAUAAUUUCACACCGUCGCUCUAAGUCGGAGAUUCCAAGUAGCAGUAAACAGCACGUGACCAACAAUACACGUGACCAACACGUGACCAACAGUAUUCAGAACACUGUUCCUAACUCUUAUCAGAACGAGGAACUUAAUAUGGAAUAAUAUAAUUUCAAAAUUUACAUAAAUUAAUGAUUAAUAAAUGAAGAUUGCAAAUGAAAGUCUCACUUGGUAAUUGGUAUGUCUUCAUUUUUCAGAAAUAAGAAGCGGUGGAAUUAAGAAUUUGAAAUUUUGUUUUGGCAAUUGGCUGUUUGCGUGUUUGAUUGGUUGUUGCUGAUAAUCAAUGUAACGAUUAGAUUUCUUACUGACUUAUCUGUUUAAAUGUAUUCAGAAGAAUAUCUUAGUUUCUCAGGUUAAAAGUUAGCCUCUGAUAUUUGUUUUCCAGGGAUUUGACGGUGUUUGAAACCAAAAACUCAAUUAGUUGACAUCAGUUAAUAUUCAAUUUAUUGAUAUUAAUUAAUUAAUUUGUCGUAUUUUUACUGGAACUAAAACACCGUGCUGGCACGUGUUUUGAUGGAGUGUUGUGUUUUAAUGAGCGUACAUCCUAAUAUUUGAGUUAUAAAUAAGGGGUCGUUCACAUAUUACGUUAU